Molecule: messenger RNA, 1293 nt
Organism: Apiotrichum porosum
Lineage: Eukaryota; Fungi; Basidiomycota; Tremellomycetes; Trichosporonales; Trichosporonaceae
Exons: 1
Coding region: 1-1293 (430 amino acids)
Biological process (GO): regulation of transcription by RNA polymerase II
Molecular function (GO): RNA polymerase II cis-regulatory region sequence-specific DNA binding; protein dimerization activity; DNA-binding transcription factor activity, RNA polymerase II-specific
Source: RefSeq, a predicted model, not a curated record
AUGGCUUCCACCUCUCCCCUUUCGACUUCCCCCAUUGAGGCGCCCACGGGGCCCAUCGCCCUUGCUGGUGCGCCUCGCCCGGCCGGCGCCCCCAAGCCCAAGCCCCGCAAGCGUGUCAACACGGCCGAGAAGCGCCACCAGCACAACGCCAUUGAGCGUCAGCGUCGUGAGACUCUGAACAGCAAGUUCCUCGUUCUUGCCCGUCUCCUUCCCUCGCUUGCCGCGUGCCGCCGCCCUUCCAAGUCGGCCAUUGUCAACGGCUCCAUCUCGCACCUCAGCCACCAGCGCUCCCAGCGUCUCCUCGCCGCCAAGCUGCUCCGUCAGAUGGCCGCCGAGCGUGAGGAGCUCCUCGCCGAGGUCAACCAGUGGCGCCAGGCAAACGGCUGCCAGCCCAAGACCACCGCCUCCCCCUGGGCCGAAGAGGCCGAGGAGGUUUACCAGGUUGAGAAGGAGACCUUUGGCUCCUUUGCUUCCAUGGGCGGCGAGGGUGGCGACGACCAGGACGACCAGGACGACGAGCCCCAGGACUCGUCGUCUUACUCGGACUCUACCAUGAACAUUGAAAAGGCCAACCUCGUCGUCGGCGGCUCGUUCUCGACGGGCCUCAUCACCCCUCGCUCGUCCACCGACAUGGGCUCCACCAUGGAGUCUUCCAUGUUCGCCAAGCCCGCCGCCAUGAGCUGGACUGGCUCCAACUUUACCAUGGCCCCGACCAUGCCCUUCAACGCGUUCAUGCCCGAGUCGGCCGACACUUCGUCGAUCCCCUCGCCCGUCGGCUCGUCGUCGCACCACAGCACCAUCCUCACGCCGCCCAGCGUCGAGCAGGGUAACAUGUACACGAUGUCCCCUGCCUCGUCUGCCUCGCCCGAGGACACGACCCAGGCUUCGCGCCAGCCUGCCGCUCAGCAGCAGCAGCAGUGGACCCCUCAGCAGCUGGCCUUCUUCCAGCAGCAGGUCCAGCACCAGCAGCUCCAGCGUCAGCAGCAGGCCGCCCUUGCCGCGUUCGCCGCCCAGCCUCAGGACAUGAACAUGGGCAACAUGUUCAUGCCCAACCAGCAGCUCGCUCCCCAGCAGGCCAACCUUGCUCAGCUCAUGGCUAUGCUCCCCCAGCACCAGCAGCAACAGCAGCAGCAGCAGGCCGCGGCCGCGCAGCCCGAGCAGAUCGACCAGUGGCGCAAGCUUGUCCUUGGCGGUCUCCUCGCCCAGACCCAGCAGGCCGAUGCGUCCAAGCUUGGCCAGGGCUUUGGCUUUGGUCUCCAGAACGGCUGGUCCGAGCAGACUGUCGGCGUUUAA